Molecule: messenger RNA, 1851 nt
Organism: Malassezia japonica
Lineage: Eukaryota; Fungi; Basidiomycota; Malasseziomycetes; Malasseziales; Malasseziaceae
Exons: 3
Coding region: 1-1851 (616 amino acids)
Biological process (GO): regulation of DNA-templated transcription; chromatin remodeling
Cellular component (GO): nucleus
Molecular function (GO): ATP-dependent H2AZ histone chaperone activity
Source: RefSeq, a predicted model, not a curated record
AUGGCCGAGAUGAUGAUCCAGCAGCGCGCGCGGCGUGCGACGGCGGGCAACCGCAUGCGCGAACUGCUGGAGCAACAGGAAGUCGAAGGCGACGAAAUGUUUGCCGAGGUCGAGGACGACAUCGAGUUCGAGGGCGGCGACGAUGAGCCGGACAUUGUCGACUCUGACUUUGACGGAAACAGCGAGGAAGAGGGGAGCGGGGAGGAUGUCGAGGCGGAGCAGACGCUCGAGCGCGAAGAGAAGCGCGAGCGCAAGGCGGCGCGGCCACGCGCCGUGCCGCUGCACGCGAUGCGCCCGGCGAUGGGGCCCGCGACGGCGGCGGCGCCGCGGCCUGUCGAGCGCAAGCCCCGCCGGCCCUCGCAUCCUAUUCCUGCGCCGAGCUCGGGGGGGCUGCGCAGCAGCUCGCGCCACUCGACGGUCCAGUCCAAGCUCGAGACACAGACCAAGCUCAAGGAGGCCGAGGAGCGCCGCGCAUCAGUGCGCGCGCGCCCGGUCCGCAAGCGCGCCAAGAUGCUGACGCAGGACGCGCUCAUCUCAGAGGCACUCGAGACGGAAGAGGAGAAUAUUCAGAGCCUCCAGCGCUUCCUGCAGCAGGAAGAAGAUCGCAAGGCGCGGCAGCGGGCAUCGGGCAAACGCGAUAUCAAGGGUCCGUACGUGCGCUGGAUUAGCACCGGCCUCUCGCAGAGCGUGUUUGCGAUUCGCGCCGAGCAGAAGGAGGCCGAGGCACGGGCGGCUGCCGCAGAGCGCGCGGCCGCCGCGGAACGCGCGGCAAAGGAGCAGCGCGAGCGCGAGGAACGCGCGGCAGAAGAGGAGCGCGCGGCACAGGAAGAGCGCGCGCGCAUCCGCGCCGAAAACGGAGAGAUGGAGGUCGAGGAAGCCAAGGAAAGCGAUGCUGGCGCAGGCGCCGAGCAAGAAGAGGCACAGAAGAAGGACGCCGAGGCGCCCAGAGACGGCGAGGAGGAUAGAGUGCGGUCAAGCAACGACGAGCACGCGCCCAGCGCCGAGGAGCCGGGGCGAGGCGCCGAACAGGUGCCCAGCGCCGAGCAAGCCGAGGCCAAGGACGGCGCGGAGGGCGAGGCUAGCUCGUCUGCUGCGCAAGCUGCGCAACGGCCCCCGGAUGCGGCGCCCGACACCCUGUCGCCUUCUGAGCGCAGCGACACGCCUGUACAGACCUCGGCGCCGUCGGCGACUCCUGCACCUAUUGCAUCCUCAGCACCCUCGGCGCCCUCGGCGCCCCCGGUGCCCUCUGCAGCUCCUGCGCCAUCGACUACUCCUACACCUUCUGCUACUCCUACACCUACGACGCCUACUCCUCAGCCCUCGCAGCCUGCCCAACCCUCUGCACCUGCCCGCUCCCCACCCACCGCCCCGCCCCCCGCGGGCCCCAUCAAGGCUGAGGACGAGCCGGAAAAGUCGCACGACACGCCCGAGCCUCCCCCGGAGACUCCGUCCGAGCCGAUUGAUACGACGAUCACUGCCCGCACGAUCCUUUCGCUCUGCAACCUGGACCCCAGCGCGACAUGGGCGGACGAGUUCCGGAUGCUGCUGGGCGACCACUGUGAGUGGGACCGGCUCCCGAUCGUCCCUUCGCGCAACCGCCCCUUUCGCCCCCGGCAGAGCACCUGCGUCAUCACCGGGCUUCCUGCGCGCUACCGCGAUCCCCGCACUGGCAUUGCGUACGCGACGCAGGAAGCCUUUGAUACCAUCCAGCGUGUGCUGCGUGACGAGUUCCUAUGGACGGGCUCUGGCGCGCGCAUGCUCCCCCUGUCGUCUGGCUGCUAUGCCGGGCGUGUUGAGGACUACGGUGCCGGCGGCAUCUUUGCCGAGGCGCGGCGCAGGCGCGACACAUAG